Molecule: messenger RNA, 1233 nt
Organism: Didymodactylos carnosus
Lineage: Eukaryota; Metazoa; Rotifera; Eurotatoria; Philodinida; Philodinidae
Source: the annotation of a GenBank genome assembly
AUGCAUGCGGAGCUCAAGGAAGAUAUCAGACUAUUGAAACAUCCACCCUGCACUGCCGUUGAGAAAAACGAUUGUGAUCAACAAACAAAUGAUAGUACUAACGAUAAUACCUUACUGGAUAAUGAUGAUGAAAGUGCUCAGAAAAUCAGUUUAACUUUGGAAAAUGAGCAUCAUGCUCUUGAUGAGGAUCUGGAUGAUACAAAUGGACUUGAAAAUUAUUUAAGUUUAUUUUAUGAACGAUAUUCUUCUUUGGGAGCUAAUCUUUUCCUAGGAACAUUAGAUACAGCCUUAGCUAAUUCAUUAUAUUCAACAAAUAAUCCUUGUCCAUUAGUAAUUUAUUUACACAAUGAUACAAGUGGUCGUUCAAAAGUAUUUUGUUCUCAGAUCUUGUGCUCAGAAUUAAUUCUUAAUUAUUUAGCAAAUUAUUGUAUAUUUUGGGCAUGUGAUUUAGCAACCAAUACAAACUAUGAAGAAUCAAUUACUUUAUUUGAAACUCAUUUUGGAUUAUUAAUUUCUCAGAAAAUUCAAUCAAUGACAUUAGAUCACUAUCCAUUAUUGUUAUGUUUGACAUUUCAAUAUGGACAAGUACAAAUACUAGAUAUUAUUCAAGGAAGUUCAUCCGAAGAAGAAGUUUUGACAAUACUUGUACAAGCGCGAGAAUCAUUUGAAGAACGAUAUGAAGUUCGCGUUGACACUAGGUUUCUUUACGACGAUUGUUGUAAAAAUAUGCUCAAUGAUCGAGCCUCUGAAGAUCAAUCAUUCGAAUUUAAGCAAUUUACUUGUAAAAUGCCCGAUAAUUGGUCUCAGACGGAAACAAAUGCUGAUUUUCGCUUUCAAGUUACACCAGAUUCAACUGAAUAUAUUUCUGUUGAAAGAAAAUUCAAUGAAACAUUGACAUCAAAUUAUUAUUCAUUAUAUUCCACAAAGCGAACACGUAGUCAUAAUUUGAAAAUAAUUCGCCUUGAACGUAUACAAAAUCUAUUAUGGUUUGAUAAAUAUAUGACUGUUAAAAAUGAAUUUGAUCGACGAUUAAUUAAAGAGACAGAGAAAUGUCUGUAUCACGGUUGUAGCCAAGGAGCAGCUCACACUAUCAUUGAACAAUGUUUCGAUGCAAAUCUUAUCGGAAAACACGGGACUGCAUUAUUACCAACUGGUCGGGAAAAUCUCGAAGUUGAUUUACUGUGCACAGAACAGUUAGCGAAAUAUUUCCUGCAACAUCCUGAAAUAUUGUAG